CUGUUUCUGUCUCCGAAGCAUCUUUCACCGCUAACGGCCCCUUUAAGAAAGCAGCGCCGAACACUGACGAAAUGUCCUCGGCCCUGCUCAUGGCUCUCUGCUCGUUUCUGCGAAAUCAACAAGAGACGAAGGCAAGCUAGUAUCUGCAAGCCCCGGGUGAACGGUGCUGGUCAGGGCAGCUCUCUCCACACAGGAGGGGGACGCAACUGGUAUUUUUUUUAUCUCGGUGUUUGCCUGCCUAACCGCUCGACACUCAGCAGGAGACUACGUUUAGUCGGUGGACGGAGACACAAGCGGAUAUUGUCGGGAUGGAUGGACCAAGUGAGCAGUUUUCGCCGCGAGACUGGCGCUAAUUUAGACGUCCUGAGCAGCAGGUGUACUGAAGGAUAAAGCAGACUAAAGGCAAUCUCAGUGUUCAUGAAACUUUGCUACGAUUUACGUGCUGGGGUUGCCGUCCGCCAUGUUAAGGUAAAGCCCAGGUGUGCGGUGUUGACCAUGCUAAAGCGCCUGGACAAGAUCCGCUUCCGAGGCCCCAGGACGAGAGACGACUUCCCAGAUCUGGCCGAGUCGCCGCCCGCCUCCGACAACGAAUGUAGCGACGACAUACAGCUGAAACCCAGAUCAGCCCUGCGAGAAACAGAGGAGAUCCUGCGAGACCCUGAAGGUUCGGGGUCUCCCACCAUGGCUGCGGCCAUCCAGGACUUCCAGAGGUCGGAGUCAGACCGACUCAAUGAAGUCAAAGGUCACCUGGAAAUGCCUUAUUGGAGAAACAUUCUUCCUUCGUGAGUAUGCACGUGCACACACUCAUGUGCACCAGCCCUGAACCAAAUUACAGUUUCAGACACUUUCUGUCUUCUUUUAGAAGUUUGCUCAUAUUCAAGUUUUGUUUUUAAAGAACCUUGUCUUCAGAGUCAUCACACAUUGUCGGUGCACAGACCAAACAUUUUCUGGCAGUUUAUGGGUUCAUGUUAUGGCCUGUUAAAGUGGAAAGUUAUAAUAAGUAUCUGUGUUGUUCAGUGGUCAUAUAGUAGCGUUUUAACUGGUUUUGAUUUCCCACAAGCUGCUUUGUCAUUUAAUUUCAGUUAGAUAUUUCCUACAUUACCCAGAAUCCCUCUUGUCAGUUCCCAGAGAAAGCCUUGUUGUUGUUGCAUUCAGCUUAUGGAGUAUAUGUGGGUGGUGAGAUAAGGUCAAUGUCUAGCAAGAAGUUGCUUUGUAUUGUGGAGAUGCUGGCCUAUUGAUACAAUUAUCUACAGUUCCUUUUCUACAAGUUCUGAUUGUAUAACAAUGGUGACUGUAGUAGAACACAGUUAAAACUCAGCUGUAGCUGAAGAUCUCUCCUCAUUACCUCAUGCUGGCACUUACUGAUGUCUCAUCAAUGUAUUGUAACAAUGAACAUGCUCUUAGUUGUUUUUUUGACAGGGAUCCACUUAGAGCUUUUGAUGACAUGUAGCUUGUUGUUCCUACGGUAAUUUAAAGCAUUUAUUGUAGGUAGCUUUGGAAAAAAGCAUCUGGCCAUGAGUGUAAUGUAAUGUAUCUCUUACAGUAGAUGGUGUGUGCAUUAGCUUUCAACUAUUAGCAUCUUGUGCCUGCUUUUGUGGUUUCACAGUCAGGAGGUUGAUUUUGUGCAUUACUCUCGGUUGCUGUGUGCAACAUGUCUCCAACAGACUGGCAGUCCAACAUAACACAUCAGAGUUAUGCUCAAAUCAUGAAGCAGUAAUGUGUUGCUCAACUCCACUUGAAAGUAGUAAUAAUACCCAAAUGUAUCUGUAAGCAGCAUUUGGGUUACACUGCUUAUAUUUAUUUCAAUAAAUUGAAUUUUAUCCUG
Molecule: messenger RNA, 1825 nt
Organism: Cottoperca gobio
Lineage: Eukaryota; Metazoa; Chordata; Actinopteri; Perciformes; Bovichtidae
Product: GRAM domain-containing protein 4-like
Exons: 3
Coding region: 418-786 (122 amino acids)
Biological process (GO): apoptotic process; negative regulation of toll-like receptor 9 signaling pathway
Source: RefSeq, a predicted model, not a curated record